This is a messenger RNA of Colletotrichum acutatum, 1291 nucleotides long. RefSeq names its product ribosomal S3Ae family protein. Gene Ontology annotation, molecular function: structural constituent of ribosome. Gene Ontology annotation, biological process: translation. The transcript has 5 exons. Lineage: Eukaryota; Fungi; Ascomycota; Sordariomycetes; Glomerellales; Glomerellaceae. Bases 134 to 904 code for a protein of 256 amino acids. Gene Ontology annotation, cellular component: cytosol; ribosome. The record is from RefSeq and is a predicted model, not a curated record.
ACGGGGCACACUCGCUAAGAAUUUCGAGCCACACAUUCUCGCAUCUUGAAUUUUAUCACCAGCGAAACUAACACCCCUCCAAACCUUUCAACUACUCAACGUUCAUCCGCCAGACAAUUAACAGCCGCCCAAAAUGGCUGUGGGAAAGAACAAGAGAUUGUCCAAGGGCAAGAAGGGUCUCAAGAAGAAGACCGUGGACCCCUUCUCCCGCAAGGAUUGGUACCAGAUCAAGGCCCCCGCGCCUUUCAACGUUCGCGAUGUCGGCAAGACCCUGGUCAACAGAACCACUGGUCUCAAGAACGCCAACGACGCCUUGAAGGGCCGCAUUCUGGAGGUCUCUCUGGCUGAUCUCCAGAAGGAUGAGGACCACGCUUUCCGCAAGGUUAAGCUCCGUGUCGACGAGGUCCAGGGCAAGAACUGCCUGACCAACUUCCACGGCCUCGACUUCACCUCCGACAAGCUCCGCUCCCUCGUCCGCAAGUGGCAGACCCUCAUCGAGGCCAACGUCACCGUCAAGACCACCGACGACUACCUCCUCCGCCUCUUCGCCAUUGCUUUCACCAAGCGCCGCCCCAACCAGAUCAAGAAGACCACAUACGCUGCCUCUUCGCAAAUCCGUGCCAUCCGCCGUAAGAUGACUGAGAUCAUCCAGCGCGAGGCCUCUACCUGCACUCUCACCCAGCUGACCUCCAAGCUCAUCCCCGAGGUCAUCGGCCGUGAGAUUGAGAAGUCCACCCAGGGCAUCUACCCCCUGCAGAACGUCCACAUCCGCAAGGUCAAGCUCCUCAAGCAGCCCAAGUUCGACCUCGGCGCCCUGAUGGGUCUCCACGGCGAGUCUGGCACCGACGACCAGGGACAGAAGGUUGAGCGGGAGUUCAAGGAGCGCGUUCUUGAGGAGGUUUAAAGGAAUCAGGCCCUGCAUGAUGGAUGCUCCGGCAGAAGGGGACUCUGGCUCUACCGGCCGGGAAACAAAUCCGGCAUUGUUUUAGGUCGUUGCACAUGGCGUAGCAUAUAAGGCGGCUGCGGGUCUAGGGUACCUCAAAAUGGUAAAUGGUCAAUUCUUCAAAGACACUUUGCAAUGUGUACGCAGCCUGGCUGCGAGUUGUCUGGCACGGAUACGGGAAAUGCGAGGCUGCUUCCCUUGAUUGGGAUAUUCGCGCUCCAGCUCAAGGUCCUCCAGCUCAAGGUCCGCUGGUGGCCUGGCCAUCACGACUUUGCUCAUUUCCCCUGACUGGUGAAGAAAACGACCUGCGAGGGCCGCCUGACCAAUCCCUAAUACCACGGUGUACGA